AGGCGUGUCGCCGGCGGAAGGCGACCCGACCCAACACAACCCAGCCAUGUCAGCGCGUGACCGCGAGACGGCCGAGGCGCUGGUGCGCCUCGCCGCCUCGCUGGACGGGGCGGUGCUCGGCCUGGGCACGGCGGCCGUCGCCGUCGCGUCGUGGGUCAAGUACCUCACCGUCUCGGGGCAGCUGCGCCUCGUCGCCUCCGCGGCGGCGUCCUCCAUCGCCGACCUCCGCUCCCUCCUCCCUGGCAGCGGCGGCGAGCCGCGGCUCGCGGCGGUGCGGGGCUACGUGCGCCCCAAGCCGGGGGGCAUGAUCCUCCAGCCCCCGUUCUCCGGGGAGCACGGGGUCAUCACCAAGCACACCCAGAUGUGCUUGUUCACGGAAUGGAGAGGUAUCUUUGGAUGGACCUUUGAUCUGCAUGCUCUUCUUUUCAGAUCAUGGAAAGAGCAGAUUGUAACAUCUUUUAGAACGGUUCCGUUUGUUCUUGCCAGUUCUGAGAUUGGAAACCCUAUUGGGAUGGUUCAUAUCAAUGUAGAGAAGGCGGAUCCCAAUCAACCAUUACCUCUUACAACUGUGUUUCAUAAACUUAUCCCAAUUGAGACAACUCCUUACGCAUUGUUUCAAACUAUUAUUGGGAAUGGCUAUCCUAUUGCAUUAUUGGAUGAAGAAAAAAUACUACCUAUUGGAAAGGAGCUUACAGCAAUAGGACUAUGUCGAGCAAAGGAUGAAAGUGUUGAGAUUAGCUCGUGCCCAGAUCUCCCCUUUUUCUUAUCUGAGCUGACCAAGGAUGAGAUGCAAGCUCAGCUGGCUUCGCGUGCUAGGACACUCUUUUGGGGUAGUAUUGUUUUGGGAACCUUGUCUGUUUGCCUAGUGGGCCAUGCCAUUUACAGGUGCUGGAAGAGAAUCAAACUGCGGAGAGAGGCUAGGCAAGCACAACAGUUAUUUGAGGAGGCUGAAGAUGCUAUUCAAGAAGGUGACUCGAGUGACGAAGAAGUAGGGGACGGUCAGCUAUGUGUUGUCUGCCUAAGGAGGAGAAGGAAAGCAGCUUUCAUUCCUUGUGGGCAUCUUGUCUGCUGUUGCAAAUGUGCAUUAAGAAUGGAACGUGAGGCUGAACCAUUGUGCCCGAUGUGUCGGCAGGACAUCAGAUACAUGAUGAGGAUUUAUGACUCUUGAGUGCGGAUAGAUUUGGUUCUGGACAUGAAAACUGAACUUUACAAGGUCAUGUGACGUGGACUAAAUUGUGUUUGCUUCAAUUGGCAGAAAAUGUUAACACCAUUUCAAUCUAGGAACAGUUUGUAUUAAGUAAAUACCUUGCAACUGUCUUGAAUAGUGUGGUUGUUGCAGUGAUUGUUCAAAUAAUGGUAAUGGCUGCCCAUGCAGUGCUUGUGCUGUGGAUAACCCUGAGUGAUUGUGUGUUUAAUCUCUGUUUUUUUUUUGCGGGUAUGUGUGUUUAAUCUCUUCAUGAUGGAAUACAUAUUCCUAUCCAAUUUGGCUGAUUUACAAAAAAAAAA
Molecule: messenger RNA, 1506 nt
Organism: Panicum virgatum (switchgrass)
Lineage: Eukaryota; Viridiplantae; Streptophyta; Magnoliopsida; Poales; Poaceae
Product: E3 ubiquitin-protein ligase SPL2-like
Exons: 7
Coding region: 47-1168 (373 amino acids)
Biological process (GO): organelle organization; protein ubiquitination
Molecular function (GO): ubiquitin-protein transferase activity
Source: RefSeq, a predicted model, not a curated record